This is a messenger RNA of Symbiodinium natans, 1161 nucleotides long. The record is from the annotation of a GenBank genome assembly. NCBI's taxonomy places the organism in Eukaryota, Dinophyceae, Suessiales, Symbiodiniaceae.
AUGGAAAAUCCCGGAUCGAUGUCAGGUGCGGCAGCGCUCAUUUCGCGCCUGCAGCAGUAUGCCCAGGAGCGCGUGGCCGGUGCUAGGGCUACAAUCUUGACGAAUCUUGAGAAGGCAACUGGGCUCCCUGUGGUUAUGGAUGUUGCCUUGCCAGGUGCAGCUUACUUUUCCGUCGCGGCUGGAGGGCUCUGUGACGUUCUCAACUUGUUGGGAGAUGACAUUGUAAAGGUCGAUCGGUUUGUUGGUGCAAGUGGCGGUGCUUGCAGCCUCUUCCUGAUUCUUGCCAACGACAAGCGAGGAGCCACGCAGCAAGAUGCUGCACCGGCCGGUCGCUGUCCCAGCGCGGAUCUCCUGCUCCAGUCCUACCUCGAAUACGCCGAGUCGGAGGGUUCCAGCGGCCUGCAACGAUCCCUCAGCGCAUUCUGGCAAGCUGUCGGAGGGGUGUCCUCUUUCUGGGAGGAGAAGUACCGGGCCCUCCUUUCCGAGGAGCCGGCCUGGUCGGCGGUGCGGGCGCGCGGCUUCUGCGCGGUCGCCGCGAGGCCUCUGCGACAGCAGAUGUUUGGGGCAGCCCGGGAUUCCGGUGCCGUCUACCACGCUGUGGGGGACAACUACAUCUUCCAUAACUUCGUGGAGAAAGAGGAGGCUGUACAGGCAUUCGUGGCAACCGGGGAGGCAACAGCAAAGGGCUUCACCAGGGGCAUCCGAGUUCUUGCCGGUGAGCCGAGGCUUUCCGUGAAGCAACCAGGGUCCCAAGAGAUGGAGCAGGGCCUGCCCGCCAGCUUCUGUGAUGGUGGGCGGCCGGCGAACUUUGACGCCCUGCAUAGUGGCAGGAGUCCCAACUCCCUGCUCUACUACAACACCUGGUUCGAAAGUGCCUCUGAAGCUGCAUUCUGUACACCGGCAAGCAUCGAGCAUCUCUACAAGCGGGGUGUAGAUCGGACCAUCGACUGCUUGCUCAGCAGCUCCUUGUCCUCACCGGCUCCUGGGGCACCGAACGUGGCCCGGACGGGAGGGCCCGCCAAAGACAGUAUGGUCCUGGCCCUGGCUGGCGCCGAUCCCGUCGCGGAGAUGGCGAAGAUCGGGGCCAAGACCUCAUUGUACGGCGGCUCCUUCGUGAAUCUUGCGGCAAAGGAGAUCCGGGAGCAGCAAAGCCUUGCCUGA